This is a messenger RNA of Pseudonaja textilis, 813 nucleotides long. NCBI's taxonomy places the organism in Eukaryota, Metazoa, Chordata, Lepidosauria, Squamata, Elapidae. The record is from RefSeq and is a predicted model, not a curated record.
UGCAGGAGAGACUUGCAGGGGAGAGAUCCAGACGUGAGGCCGGGUAGGGGCUCUUCCCAGGCAAAGGGAAGCUGAGGAGGGAGAGAGAUACAUGCCCAGCCCUCCUCCUUGUUCAAUCCCGUGUGUAUGAUGGAGGAAGCCACCAGGCGCUCAAAAAUUCAACCUUGGGACUCCAGGAGCCUCCAAUACCAGGAGGCUGAGGGUCCUCAUGGGCUUUGCAGCCAACUCCACAACUUUUGUAGGCGAUGGCUGAGUCCAGAAAAGCACACCAAAGCCCAGAUGCUGGACCUGGUUGUUCUGGAGCAGCUCCUGUUCCUUCUGCCCCCAGAGAUGGAGAGUUGGGUGCGGGAAUGUGGAGCAGAGACCAGCUCCCAGGCAGUGGCCCUGGCAGAAGGCUUCCUCCUGAGCCAGGCGGAGGAGCAGAAGGAGCAGGUUGAGUUGGAGUGUUGCACUGUGGAGAUCAGAGAUUGUGAGGGAAAGAAGAAUCCAUCAAAUCCCCUUCAGGAGCUAUUUUUCAGGAGGAUCCCUUGGGAAGACCCAAGUCAGGACACUGCAGGAGAAAUACAAAGAAUGAAGUUUUCUGGUUUUUCUGAUGGAGCUCAAAGAGUGGUUGAACCUCCAAAUCAAGAGAAUCUUGUGUCCUUCGAGGAGGUGGCUGUGUAUUUCUCUGAGGAGGAAUGGUCUCAGUUGGAUUCUGACCAAAAAGAGCUGUAUUCGGAAGUCAUGCUUGAAAACCAUAGGAACGUGGUCUCUCUGGGUAAGAGUUUUCUAGUCCCCAAUCAGAGAGUUCAAGACUGUCCUGACAGUUUUUAA